AUGGGAGGCGGAAAUGGCGCAAAAUCCAAGCGUGAUCGUGAGAAGAAAGCCGCAAAAGAAGGUAGCGGAGUAGCCAAAUCACAACUAAAAGUCAACGAGCAAGCGAAGGAUAUCCAGUGUGUUACUUGCAAGAACUUCUCGAACACGCACAAAACAAGCACAGCAAAACAAUGGAAGACUGUUUUCCAAAUUUCGGAAAAUAGACUCGGAACCGAGGGCUUGACGAAUGAAUGGAGACACGACACGGAUGCCGGAUGGUGGCAAAUCGUUGCACUGAAGGGAGUAAAUGGGACAAAGCGAUGA
This is a messenger RNA of Glarea lozoyensis ATCC 20868, 303 nucleotides long. RefSeq lists its product as uncharacterized. The record is from RefSeq and is a predicted model, not a curated record. The coding region runs from base 1 to 303 and encodes 100 amino acids. The transcript has 3 exons. NCBI's taxonomy places the organism in Eukaryota, Fungi, Ascomycota, Leotiomycetes, Helotiales, Helotiaceae.